GGCGUCUCCUCUGAAUAGUGCAAACGACUCUAACAGGUCGAGUGUGUGCCAGAGGAAUGUCGAGAUCUUCUCAUCCACGGCUUCACGCCGAGGACUCUCAGGUAUUGAGGGCUCUAAAUUCGGAGUCGUUUCCUUCAGAGCCUCCUGAUAUCAGGAAUUGGUUCUCGAGCUACUUGUACGAGUCCCCCGAAUUGAAUUCAGUUGAUGGUUUCCUAGAUCUUGAUGGAUCUAAAUCAGCCUCUAUUGAAGAUGAUAACAAAGAAAAAUCUGGAGAAAUUCUUAAUGAAGGCAAAUCCGAGGCUGAUUUUCUCAUUGCAGGAAAACAAUUAUCAGAGGAGAUUGUCCAUCGCAAUGAGCCUGAUGUAUGUGAAUCCAGCAAGUCAGACGCCAUGGAUGAUCACAACAUUAGGCCUAUGACAAAGCCACGUGUCCUAAAUUCAUUCAAUUUGAAAAGCUCCGGCGAACAAAAAAAGUCACCACAGGAACCAGGCAACGCAGACGAGGCCAAAAGGAUGGGCUGUUGUCUGAUAGACAGAACAAAUGACAACACAUUUCAUGAAGAAUACACUAAAUACAACCAGGAUGCAGAUAGCCAAUCCCAUAAGUCCUCCGCAAGUAACAAAUCUGUCGAGGAAGGUAUGGGAAAGGAAAAUCUUAAUAAUGUUGCAUCAUCUGGAAUUAGAGAUUGCUCGAAAUCAGAACCUGUUGCAAAUGGAAGUGAUGGUUUUGUAUCUACGCGGAAAAAGACUCGAAGAUCAAAUUCUGUGGAGAAUAAUGUGAUACAAAAAAGAGGGCUACAACUUUUCUCAAAUCUUGUCAGGGUGGCUAACAAAAGCAUCGAGGCUUUGUCUUACAGCUGUGAUGAUGCAUUGGGAGAUACUGGAGAAUGGCAAUGCCCUCAGAAGAAUAAACCAAAUCUUGGCCCUCCUAUGAAGCAGGUUCGAUUGGAGCAGUGGGUUCGUCGUUGCGCGAAAAAUGGAUAGGUAGCGGCGGGAAUGAAUUACCCGGUAUGUAGUGCAACUGUUAGAAUGUUUUGCAUUAUAUUGUCACUUGUUAGAACAAAUGUGUGAGCAAGAAACUACUCCAAAUAAAUGGGGGCAUAAUUGGCUAUAACAUACGGGUG
Messenger RNA from Andrographis paniculata, 1123 nucleotides. RefSeq lists its product as uncharacterized. Bases 57 to 983 code for a protein of 308 amino acids. The transcript is spliced from 4 exons. The record is from RefSeq and is a predicted model, not a curated record. NCBI's taxonomy places the organism in Eukaryota, Viridiplantae, Streptophyta, Magnoliopsida, Lamiales, Acanthaceae.